Messenger RNA from Nycticebus coucang (slow loris), 5459 nucleotides. RefSeq names its product ankyrin repeat domain 45 (gene ANKRD45). Gene Ontology annotation, molecular function: protein binding. The transcript has 6 exons. Bases 25 to 831 code for a protein of 268 amino acids. Lineage: Eukaryota; Metazoa; Chordata; Mammalia; Primates; Lorisidae. The record is from RefSeq and is a predicted model, not a curated record.
CAGCGCGCCGGGUGCGCGGUCGCCAUGGUAACCGCGGAAGCGGGCCGGGGAGCGGUAUUUUUGGAGUUAAUGGAGUCAGAAGGACCCCAAGAGUCAGUGAGUUCAGAAAAAUCAAUGUUUUUUUCACAGCAAGGAGAAGAUGAAGAAGAAGAAGCCCAAGAACCAGAGGAAAGAGGUGCUACGAAUCCUCUCUUACAACCUGCUCUCACAGGGGAUGUAGAAGGUUUGCAAAAGAUUUUUGAGGAUCCCGAGAAUCCUCACCAUGAACAGGCCAUGGAGCUACUCUUGGAAGAAGACAUCGUUGGGAGAAAUUUGCUGUAUGCAGCUUGCAUGGCUGGGCAAAGUAAUGUUAUUAGAGCUUUGGCAAAAUAUGGUGUGAAUCUGAAUGGAAAAACUGCCAGAGGGUACACACUCUUACACUGUGCUGCAGCCUGGGGUCGUUUGGAAACUUUGAAAACUCUAGUGGAACUGGAGGUCGAUACAGAAGCUUUGAACUUCAGGGAAGAAAGAGCCCGAGAUGUUGCUGCUCGGUAUGCCCAGACCGAGUGUGUCGAAUUCCUGGACUGGGCAGAUGCAAGGCUGAUUCUGAAAAGAUACAUUGCAAAGGUCUCUUCAGCCAUUACUGACCCAGAAAAGGGACCAGGGAAGCUCCUUAAGGAAGACAAGAACACUGUUCUCAAUGCAUGUCGUGUAAGAAAUGACUGGUUGGAAUCCCAUUUGGAAGCUUCCAUUAAUGAGAUUUUUGAGCAGAAACAACAACUGGAAGAUAUUGUGACCCCUAUUCUCACAAAAAUGACUAUGCCACGUCAAGUGAAAAGUGGCAAAUCGUAAACCUAAGCUAUGGUCAGAAGACAAGUCAAGAUUAAACCUUCUAUGGAACGUAAUAUUUUAGAAAAGGCCACAGUUGCUUCUAGUAUCUGAAGAGACAAACCUACGAUGCCCAUUAAAGUUAAGAAAGUAGAUGUGAGAUUUUAUAAAAGUGUUUAGGUACAAUAGUAGACCACCCUUGUUUUGUUUGGCCUGUUCAGCAUGUUUAUGCCCGGCCCCAUGUGAGUUGCAUGCAUUCCCUCAGGAAAGCACGGUGGCUAUAAAUCACUCACAGAGACUCUAUGGAGGUUUUAAAAACUACCUAGAAAAUCUAGUAUUUUUCUUUGUAAUUGAAACAUCCAUAAAAGAAGAUAUAUUUGGCUGUUUCCAGAGGACAAGUUUGUUCUCCUUCUGUAAAAGGAAAUCUUACACAGUGACAUUCUGGAGCAAGGAAAUAUUAAGAAUUGUUUGGAUCGGGGGCCUCUGCUUACAACUGUCACUCUUUAUAUGCAAAUUAAAAUUCACCUAUAAGGUGGGAUUUACGUGUAGUCUUUGAGCAAACCACCUGUUAAUCUUUAACCUCUUUCUAUCUUUAAAUUAAUAAACACAAAUCUGUAUCAUUUUAUACUCAUAUUUAGAAGAGUUCUCUUAUUCAGUAGGUUUGACAAUACAGAUCAGUGUUUUUCAACCUUUUUUAUCUCACAGCACGCUUGUACCUAUAGUUAGACUUCGAUGGCACACUUAAAUUAUGUUGAUCAAGAAAAAAGUAAAGAAGAGAAUAUACUUAACACGCUUUGAACUUCUUUUGAAAAUAAUUAAUGAUCUUUAAAAAUUUUCAUGGCACACCUAAGAUCCUCUCAGCAGCACACCAGUGUGCCACAGCAUACUGGUUGAAAAUCACUGGUAUAGAUAUUGUAACUGGAUUCCAUAGAAUUUUUCUCCCAUUCCGUUUUAUAUUUUCUGGAUUUUUGUUUGUUUGUUUGUGACAGAGUCUCACUCUGUUGUUGGGGCUGGAGUGCCAUGGUGUCAACCUAGCUCACAGCAACCUCAGACUCCUGGGUUCAAGUCGUCCUUUUGCCUCAGCCUCCUGACUGGCUGGGACUUCCUACAGGGGCCCGCCACAAUGCCAGGCUAAUUUUUUCUAUGUUUAGUAGAGACGGGAUCUUGUUCUUUUUCAGACUGGUCUCAAACUCCUGAGCUCAAGCCACUCUUCUGCCUUGGCUUCUGAGAGUGUUAGGAUUACAGGAGUGAGUCACCCACUUGGCCUAUUUCCUAGGUUUUAAAUGCCAUUAUUGGUUUCAUGUUGGUGGUUUGGAGAGUCUUUUUUUUUUUUUUUUCUAAUUUAUUAAUCAAACUUCUGAGCCUUCUAUUACUUUGUGACUUUAUAGAAAAGUUUUGCAGAAAUUAAACUGUUUUAAAAAAAGCAUUUAUUGUUUGUUCUUAUGAAUUUCUCUCCUUUGUCCUGUUCUGACCAGUCUGAAAAGCUAGUUUUUCUUUAUGGGGGGAAGGAAGACAAAUGAGUAAUUAGUAAUAACUUGUCAGUUGACUUUUUUCUCAACCAUGGUUUUGAGAUGACCCUGCAUUAGAUGUCUUGCACAUUUUUAAGUUUAGAUACUUUUUUCUUUUUUUUUUUUUUUUGGAUUUAGGCCAGGGCUAGGUUUGAACCUGCCACCUCUGGCAUAUGGGACCGGCGCCCUACUCCUUGAGCCACAGGCGCCGCCCUAGUUUAGAUACUUUUUUAAUGUAUGAACAAUUCAAUUUCAGUUUAAGCAGAAGAAUAGUACAUACAGUAACUCUCACCUCCUCUCUGGUAUAUCCAGUGGGUCUUUAUGUACAAGGAAGAUCUGUGUUUGUUCCAUUCUCUUAACAUAUAGUAUAUUAUGGGAAGUCUGGUGUCCUUAAAGGAAAAAGCCAGGUGCCAUUUCUCUUGUCUACCCUAACCCUGCAUCUGAGUUAUCUUGAGUACAAUGUUACUUUCCAGAUGUGUGUUCUGAGUAGAGAGGGAUUCCUCGAUCUCAUUUCAAAGAUUCUUAAAUAAGACUGUGCCAUUUCUGGAGAUCCUCUAGUAUAGAAUAAACCUCUCUUUUCCUCUUUAUUCAUCUUUCAAUCCUUAUCUUCGAACAUUUGUAGAUUUUGAUACAUGUCUUGAUGUAUCAAACUUUUCAACUUGUAUUGGCUCUUCAUGCCAAUCACAAUUCCUAUACUUUCCUUUUUUUUUGGAUAGGAAGUAGGAUUUAUUAUUGGUAGGCACAAUUGAUAGGCAGCGCAGUGUAAGUCCUCAUGAGUGCAGGGCCUGCCACUUGUCCAGGGGGCCAUGCUUUGGGAUGUAUUUGACCCCACAGCCAUCUGGGAUGAGCUGCUUCUCAGCCACCAUGUCUUCAAAUUCAUCUGAGUUAAACUUGGUAAAACCCCAUUUCUUGGAGAUGUGAAUCUUCCAGCGGCCAGGGAACUUGAACUUGGCCCUGCGAAGGGCCUCAAUCAUAUGCUCCUUGUUCUGCAGUUUGGUGAGGAUGAAUGUGAUGACUUGGUCAAUGUGAACUCUGGCCACAGUGCCUUGGGGCUUUCCAAAGGCACCACGCAUGCCUGUCUGGAGCCUAGACUGGGGACAGCACAAGGUCUAAUACAUGAACAUGUAUCAGAAAAGAAUGUCUCCAAGCUCCCUUAGAGCAACUUAUGCAAGCAACAGGCUGCAUAUACUGCCAAGGAGGCUGCUGUUUGCAGCCAUUGUGCACCAGGCCCCCAUGAGGAAAGGAGCAUGAUUAGCUUAAUUAGCUGCAGGCCUAUAUUUUAUUAAACCUUUUUUCUUUUUCUUUCUUUCUUUGUUUUUUUUUUUUUUGAGACCGAGUCUCACUAUGUCACCCUCAGUAGAGUGCUGUGGCAUCACAGCUCACAGCAACCUCUAGCUCCUAGGCUUAAGUGAUUCUCUUGCCUCACCUGUCUGUCUCUCCAUGUGAAUUGUGAGCUUUUUGAGGGUAGGGACUUUGUCUUCUUUGUGUUCAUAACUAAAGAGUUCAUACAUUGGUAAUUUAGUAAACAAUAGUUGAAUGAAUUCUCAUUUAGUGCUAUAUUAUACAUAGAACUCAGUUCCUCUUCAUUCAUUAAUAGAACUUGUUCACCUUUAUAAAAAUGACUCCCAAACCUUAUCUCCACAUCUUACCCCAUUUCAACUUCUAUUCCCCCAGCGGACAAGCCAGAUACACAUCAAACAUUAUGACUUUAUGUCUAGUUUCUCCUCUGACCUAAUUUCAUGUUACUUUUUAAUAAUUAUCAAUGGAUUCCUGGACCUCACUUCAAAGAUAACUUUGAUAUGAGGAUCUGAACAUUUAUUUCUAUCUAUAGAUCUACAACUUUAAUCUGUUUUGAGAGAUAUAGUACAUUGUUACCUAUUUUGGAUUGAAUUAUAUACACAGAGGGUAACAAAAAUGUAUAUACAUUUUAAGAAAGGAAAAACUGUAUUAAUAUUGUAAUACUCAAGUCACAUUUGACUUCUGCAAUUAUAAAGAGAUACAAGAUAUAAGAUAACAAACAUUAUUGGUGUAUAUUGAGUAUUACAAUUUUAAUACAGUUUUUUCCUUUCUUAAAAUGUAUAUACAUUUUUUUGGCACCCUCUGUAUAGUAAUAGGAGAGUUAAAAUGCCCUUAAGCUUUGAAUGUGAGCUGUUACACAGGUAGCUGUGUAGCUUUUUCUGAAAUCCACAGAGUAAUUACUAUUUACCAGUCAAAGUGCAUACUGAUAAAUCAAGAAGGUCUGCACAUUAUUUGGGAGUCAAUAGUAGUCAAUCAAAGGUUAAAGUCCAUGGUAUAAUAACUUUUACACAGUGGUUAUUUAGAUUUUUGUAUUUUGUUGACCAGAAAAUGGUAAAAAAAUAGAGGAGAUUGAUAUGACAUUAUUAAGAAAAUAGCUACCACCUACUGUCACUAUCAUUUAUUAGAAGACCUUUUAACACCAGAAAAGAAGGGAUGAUAUGAUCUCACUGUAAGGCUUUACCCUUUAAGUUGAAUAAAUUAACCUUUAUUAUAGAUCUGUUAUAUUUAUUUUUCCAUGUAUGAUGGAACUUUUGUCAUGAAUCAGAAUGGCCUAUGGUCCAGCUUGAGAGCUUCUAAGCUCAGGUCAACUAUUUAGGUUGACUUGAUGCCCCAAAGUGUAAAGAACUGAUGCUCACCCAGUGUUGUGUCUUACAUGUGGUAGAUUGUAUUUUUCAAGGUGGCCAUAUCUCUCAUCCUACAUUCUCUUCUUACAAUGUGGUCAUGGUAUUUCUCACAUAGAGAGGUGAGUCUCUACUCUCUCCUCUUGAAUCUGGGCAGGCUCGUCACUACAGUGGAAAUGACUGCAUGUGAUUUCUGUAGCUAGAUCCUCAGGGUGACAUGGCCUCUGCCUAACCAGGAAAGAUGCUUUCUUUUGAAAUGUUUGCUUCUUGAAAACCAGCAUAUGAGGAGAGCCACAUGGAAAGGAAGUGAGGCCCCAGCCCUCAGUCCAGCUGAGCUCUAGCCAGCAGUCAUCCCUAGCUGGCCAACCAGAGGAGUGAGCCGUCUUGGAAGUGGAUCCUCCAUUCGAGUCACCCCACCUGAUGCUGUAUGGAGUGGAGAUAAACAAGCCUUCUCUGCAGAGCCCUGCCAAACUUGCAGAUUUGUGAGCUAAAUAAAUGAUUGUUG